Molecule: messenger RNA, 1137 nt
Organism: Verticillium alfalfae VaMs.102
Lineage: Eukaryota; Fungi; Ascomycota; Sordariomycetes; Glomerellales; Plectosphaerellaceae
Exons: 3
Coding region: 1-1137 (378 amino acids)
Biological process (GO): ribosomal large subunit assembly; rRNA processing
Cellular component (GO): nucleus
Molecular function (GO): exonuclease activity; nucleic acid binding
Source: RefSeq, a predicted model, not a curated record
AUGCGGCAUCCCAUCGACUUCCGCGUCUGCAAGAAGCCCAUUGCCGCCACCGUUUCUGUUGCUCAGAACUUGGCUGACACCCUUCCCAACGUUCGCGUCUUCGACGCCGCUGUCAGCGGCAGUACUGGUAGCAAGGGACGGUCUGCACCUCGAAAGAAUGGAAGCACUCGCGUCAAGUCGUGCAGCGACAACACCAGCGAGAGCUCUGCCAGACUCAGCACCAAAGCUAUCGGAAAGCAGAUUGCUCAGGACAUCAACGAACACAUGAAGGAACCCCAGGGACAGAGCAAGUUCGGAUGUAACUGGCAUAGCGGCGAGAUCAAAAACAAGCAUGUCUCCCAGCCCGGCUGCAUGCACGAGAACGAGCAUCUUCCCCGCGAGUUCAGCCUCAAGGAGAUGACCCUCCGCUUCCAGUGUUACAACACCCCGCGUGCCCACGAGCACUUUCGCAGCCCGAAGCACAUCCGCAGCGCCGUCGCUCUCGACUGCGAGAUGGGCACUGCCUUUGACAACGAGCCCCAGCUCGUUCGCGUCACGCUCAUUGACUACUUCACCGCCGAGGUCCUUGUCAACAAUCUCGUCUGGCCCGAUGUCAACAUGGCCCACCUCAACACCCAGUAUUCGGGCGUCACCUGGCCGCAGCUGAAGCAGGCCCAGCGCGAUGGCAUCUGCAUCAUGGGAACCGGCAUUGCUCGCCUCCAGAUUCUCAAGUAUAUCGGACCUCAGACCAUUGUCGUCGUCCAUGGUGGCGGCUCGGAUCUGUCUGCCCUCAACUGGAUCCACCCCAUCAUCGUCGACUCGCACCUCGUCGAAGCUGCUUACCAGAAGGCCAAGCAGGAGCAGGAAGAGGCCGACCGCGAGUCUGCCGAGGCCGAGCGUCAGUGGCUCGAGGGUGGCCCUGGCCCAUCCGCUGAUGCCGGAAAGGUUGACGAGAGGAAGGAGAAGAAGAAGCAACAGUCGUCGCAGCGUGGCAAGCUCACCCUCAAGAGCCUGGCUCAGGAGAGACUCGGCCGUCAGAUUCAAACGGGUCGCGGACACGACAGCCUUGAAGACGCCAUGGCCGCUCGGGACCUUGUGCACUGGCAUGUGCUGCGUCUUCUUGAGCAAGCUAUGGAAGACGCUGCUGGUGACGUCUAA